This is a messenger RNA of Coccomyxa subellipsoidea C-169, 1248 nucleotides long. Its product is annotated as WD40 repeat-like protein. The coding region runs from base 1 to 915 and encodes 304 amino acids. Lineage: Eukaryota; Viridiplantae; Chlorophyta; Trebouxiophyceae; Coccomyxaceae. Gene Ontology annotation, biological process: mRNA splicing, via spliceosome. Gene Ontology annotation, cellular component: catalytic step 2 spliceosome. Gene Ontology annotation, molecular function: protein binding. The record is from RefSeq and is a predicted model, not a curated record. The transcript has 8 exons.
AUGUCAGAUGCAGACAACGACAGAGAGACACUUCCAAAGGAGGAGAUAUUCUGCCUGAAAGGCCAUGAUGGUCCUGUGCUUGCGGUCAGAUUCAAUAAGGCUGGCACCUACUGCCUGUCUUGUGGGAAGGAUCGUUCCAUCAGACUUUGGAACCCGCACCGAGGACUCCUGAUCAAAACAUACGCAGGUCAUGGCUAUGAUGUCAGGGAUGCCGUCGUCUGCGCAGACAACAGCAAGUUUGCCUCCUGCGGUGGGGACCGGCAGAUAUUUCUGUGGGAUGUGGGGACUGGGCGGACGAUCAGGAAGCUCCGAGGCCACGAUGGCGUGGUCAACUCGGUGUGCCUGGGCCCAGGGGAGGCAACGCUGGUGACAGGGGGCUAUGAUCAGUCAGUGCGCGUGUGGGACAUGCGCUCCCGCUCCUUUGAUGCCAUCCAGACCAUCAAGUCCUUUGCUGACUCUGUCACGUCUGUCGCUGUCUCUGCCAACGCAGAGAUCAUGGCGUCCAGCGUGGAUGGCACGGUGCGGCGAUUUGACGUGCGCGGCGGCUGCGCGUACGUGGACCAGAUGCAUGCAGCCGUGACUUCGAUGGCGCUUUCGAAUGACGGCAACUGCGUGCUGGCUUCCUGUCUGGAUGCGCGGCUGCGGCUGCUGGACAAGGGCAGUGGCGAACUGCUGGCUGAGUAUAAAGGUCACAAGCAAGAGUCAGCCAAGAUGGACUGCUCGUUGACGCCAUCAGAUGCGCAUGUGCUGAGCGGCUCUGAAGACGGCCGGGUGUGCUACUGGGACUUGGUGGAGGAGACAAUGGUGGAGUCCUUCCAGGCACACAGCGGCGUUGUAUGCUCUCUAGCAAUGCACCCUGACGGCAAUCUGCUGCUCACAUCAUCCACAGAUGGCACUGUCAAAGUUUGGCAAUGAGCUGUGUUCACACAGGUUCUAGCGCUAGUUGGCAGCUGGCACCGUGCUGUGACAGUGUAUGCCAAUUGGGUGCAAAUUGCAUUUGAAGACAGUAGCCAAGAAGGGACGUCCAAGGUUCACACUGAUUCUGUGUGAUUCAAUUUGGCUGGAAAGUGCACUUUUGGGAGAGGGGUUGGUUCAGCAUUGGCUAUUGUUUUCUGCGGUGCUUCAUUGUGUCUUACGGUCUUUGGUAAUCAAUAGUUGGACUGCUCUAGACCUCGCUACUAGCAUAACAUAUACAGCAUGGCUUGAAAACUGGCAUGUAUUUGCAUAUGUAAGCUCAUGAUUAUCAGG